This is a messenger RNA of Morone saxatilis (striped sea-bass), 2251 nucleotides long. It is a transcript of the gene atp6ap1b, whose product is annotated as ATPase H+ transporting accessory protein 1b. Lineage: Eukaryota; Metazoa; Chordata; Actinopteri; Moronidae. Gene Ontology annotation, cellular component: proton-transporting V-type ATPase complex. Bases 60 to 1388 code for a protein of 442 amino acids. The record is from RefSeq and is a predicted model, not a curated record. The transcript is spliced from 10 exons.
UGGUGUGUGUCACGUGAGCGUCGAGCCAGAAGUUUGCGGAAAAACUGAACCCAAAAAAAAUGGCAGCACGAAGCCGAGUGCGAUUAAUGGCUUUUAUCGCCGUUUUAUUCGCCUUUUUCGCUACGGGAAGCCGCGCCGCUCAAGUGCCAGUUCUGCUGUGGUCCAGUGAGAGUUUACCACCACUGGCCUCACCUGCGGCUGGUCACAUCACGUCCAAUGACCAGCUGACCGCCUACCUCCACUCUGCCUUGGGCUCCGGCCCCCACACUGUGCUGCUGUUUCUGCAGGACAAGUUAAGCAAAGAUGACUUCACAGUCUUUGGUGGAGUGUUUGGAAACAAGCAGGAUAGUGCCUUUCAAAACCUUGAGGCCGCCCUGCAGUCUUCCUCAUCAGUGACGCUUCCUGGAUUAGAGUGGUCGGGCUCCUCUGCCGUCCCGGCUCUGCUACAAGAGAAGCUUGGUGUCUCGCCUCUGCUUGUAGAUGCGGACACUCUGUCACAUCUCAGCAUCAACACAUCUGUCAGCAAUCUACUGCUCAUCAAUCUUCCAUACUGUACAGACUUGCACAAGUCUUGCAAGGAAGUCCUACGUGACAAUGAUGAGAUUAUUGGGAAAGUUCUGAGUAUCAUGAAAGCCAAAAAUGUCCCAUACACUGCGAUGUACACAGGACUGCAGCCGUCACGAGUGAUUUCAGAGACAUCUAUGUCUAACCAGCCUGCGGGGCGGUCCUUGCUCCAAGCAGUUGUACCCGAUGUCAAACCACCCAUCAUGUAUAAUGGAACCGGUGGCCCUUGCAUAAUGCUUUGGGCUCAGAAUCUCAACGUCAGCCUCUCAAGGACUUCAGAGUGGAUUGACCUUGCUGCACAAACACCUUCCCUGUCAGGAUCCGUUUGUAAUGCCACUAACUCACGGCUUGUCCUCAAUUAUGAAUCAGGCUUUAUACUAAGUUUUUUCAUGAGCCAACGGUUCUAUCCUGUGUCUGCACGGAACUGGUCCACCCUGGACUCCGUUCAGCUGCAGUCUAGCAGUCUAACUGAAUCUUUCAUUGGGAGCCGGAGCAUUUACGCCCCUGCAGAGUACUCCUUCCACUGCCAGUCCGUCAGCAGCUUCCAAGACACUCUGCUAGUGCCAAACAACACCACCUCGCAGUGGAGGCUCAAUUUUGUCGACUUCCAGAUUCAGGGCUUCGGUUUGGCCAACGGAACAGAUUUUUCCAACGCCAGCGACUGUGCAGGCUUCUUCACCCCGGGGAUUUGGAUGGGGCUGCUGACCUCACUGCUUAUGCUGUACAUCUUUGUGUACGGUCUGCACAUGAUCAUGCGGCUAAACACCAUGGAUCGAUUCGACGACCCCAAAGGUCCGUCGAUUUCAGUGCCUCAGUCGGAUUGAAGCACUCCAAAACGCACACAUUCCUCAGUCCUUCAGUGCCUCCUAGUAGAUUGUGUCUCCCCCGUCCCCCCCCUUAUCAUGUAGCUUUUGUACGUUUGGGCCUUUUUUCUUUGAAGUUAUUUGUCCGGCAGAUUGACCCUCUCUCUGAUAUCCUCUCCUGUAGUUUUCUCUCUGGAGUCCUUCCACAGCUGUCUUUGGGAUACUGGUCCCUUCCAAGGCUCAUUUCAUUUCAUCUCUCCACAGCUACAAGUGCCAAAAUGGAUGCACCUUUUAUAUGAGCUGAGUGCAUGUGCUAAAAAGACGUUUUGGUGCCACUGUUGGCCAGACACAGUGGAUAUUUUCCCUUUAAUAAUUUGCAAUCCUUUCUUUAACCAGAGAAUGCCUUCUGUGCCAACAUGAAUGUGAUUGCUGGAUGCUGUAGGACCGUUUCAGACCUCAGUUCUUACUUUUUUCGUUUGUUUUUCCAACUGUAAUUUAAAGACUACUGGUUAUGAAAGAAGUGCCUGUAUAUAGAGACUAGAUUGCUUUGUGACUGUAUUCUGAAAUGGUUUGGAACUGUCUAACAAAAGUAUUGCUUAUACUUUACGUUGGACUUAGUUCUGUUCUCGCUCGUCACAGACAAAUCCCACACACAAGUGCCAUUCAAUGUGUAAAAAAAAAGAAAUGUAUCUGACAAGUAAUUUAUUUAUAUGAAAACAGUCUCCUCUACUAAACAUACCUUUAAAAGUUUACCUCUUGCUUCAGGUUCAUCAACAAAUUUAAAUGUCAGUGCCUCAGAUCUGCUUUGGUCAGACUUAUUGAUGUGCAAUCACCAUGACAUGUACAUUGCCUUUUAAUUGAAAAUAAAGUGAUCUAUAAAUUUG